Molecule: messenger RNA, 41182 nt
Organism: Porites lobata
Lineage: Eukaryota; Metazoa; Cnidaria; Anthozoa; Scleractinia; Poritidae
Source: the annotation of a GenBank genome assembly
AUUAUCAUUCCAAAAUGGCGGCAAUAAGAGGUAGCACUUACUUUGACAAACUCGUCUUUUGUGAGAUUAUUGAAGGAAGCAUUGAAGAGUAAUAAUGCCGACUGUAGAUAAUACAGGGAAACACAGCGUGGAAAGCAAGAAAGCUGGAAUUAGUGAUGGGAUAACAUUCCCAACUCAGGAAAGUCAAACUGUCAACCGCAGCGCAGCAAAAGCCAAAAAAUCACUCUCAGAACGUUCGGCAUUUAGCGAAAAUGAUCUGAAGGGAAGAUUGGCUACAAGCGAGCAAGGAAAUACUAUAAAAGAUGGAAUUGUCACUCGUCAUUCGGAGAGUAAUAUUCACCUAGCAAAGUUGGAUGUUCCAUUUUUUGAUGACUCUAGAUCAGAGGCAAGUGGUGGAUCAGGUUUGGCGAUUGUACCGUCCUUGGAUGGAAGAAGUUUGCUUUCACAAGACAGUGGAAGAGAAAUUCUUCCCAGCGUAUCCACUGUUGGGGGUAAAAAUGAGCACAGCUUUGACCAAGAAGAAAAAGGUAGUCAUACAUUACGGCUGAUGUCAGUAAACAAGAUUCAUUGUACCUAGAACAGAAAAUAAUAAUAACAAACUAAUAGUAAAAAUAAUAAUAAUGAUAAUAAUAAUAAUAAUAUCUACCCAGCGAGCAAGCACCCCUUCUGCCCCCUCCCAAGAAAAAAUAGACUUUAUGAUGUGGUUGUCAGUGGUGUUCAAUAAUAAGGAAGGAAAAAUAUUAUUGUUCUCUUCUAGACAUAGUUCCUUCCCUUCCUGAAGGAUGGCCACAGUUUAAAAGCAGAUUGUGGCGCCGUAGAAGCUGUGAGCUUGUCAAGAGCUCUUCUUCAUGUGUGCGAAAGGCAGUUUCUCAUCUGCAUCAGUUGCAGGACCUGGUUGAUUUAUUUUACAAGACCGAACACUUUGAUGAGGAUGAAAGAUUAAGCAAGCAAAGAUUCAGUGCAGUAUCAGGUGCUGUAACACUUAUAAUAUUGUAAAUUAUAUUUUGCCUCAUUUAUAACAAAAUAGCAAGAUUAAAACGCUUGGAUGACAGCCCAUAGAAUUGUUCUGACAAAUGGUGCGGGUGGAAUUUGAACCAUGGAUAAAUAUUACUAGUAAUCCUUCAUCCUUUUUUAUGAUCUUUCUUUUUUAGGCGAACAAAGUUUUUAAAUAUUCUUUUGCUGUGCAAGGCGCUAUUUAUUACGUAGGCAUAGCAACAGUGAUCUUUUCACGGAAGAUAACAUUUUAUAAUUCACAUGUGGAUGAUAUCAUGUUUUCACACAAAUGCUCAUUUUGUAUUUCAUUGAUGUUUAUAUUAAUUUCUUUUUUAUUUUCCUUUGAUUUUGGCUUGAACCCCAAGAUACUUAGCCUGCGUCGCAAACAUAAUUUAAUGCUGGUCGGUAACGACUGCAAAGCAGCGCCCGUAUACAUGUUCUGGGGCCCCCAAUGGACUCAAUGAAUUACUUGAAAUACAUUUUUAAUCUCUUUUCAUCUUGAUUGGCAAAUCAGCGAUGGCUUUUUUAACAGGCCAGUCAUGGCACUUAGUCAAAUCUUGGUACACUAGUUUGAACAAGAACAAGGAUAAUGACUAGAGUUUAGUUUCAUCUGUGGUGCAGGCUCCAAAAUACGUGUAUAUGUGCUGGUUAAAAUGUUGUAAAAAGGGUCUUUCAAGAAACACCGAGAAGAGAGUUCUUGCUAGCAAAAACACUGUGUCGAAGUUUGAAAAAUCAAAAUCUUUUUGAAGGAGAAAUUACAAAUACUAAGCAGUGUUUCAUCCGAUUUCCAAACACUCAUUAAACAUUAAUUUCCUUUGUAUUUUCUUAAUGAAUUAUUAAUGAGUUUGAGAAGAAAAAAUCUAAACACUGAUGGUGUGUUUGCCUAUUGAUUUAGAGGGUAAGAGUACAAGACAAGUUGAGCAGAUUCUAGAAAGUCAAGGUGUUACUGAAGAGUCAAGCCAAUUGUCCUCAGCUAGCAGCCAUGGAAGACGAAUUCGGUGGCUUCUAAGUUCUGCAUCUCUUGGUAACAUUGAAGAAGAAGCAGAUUCAGUUAGAGUGGAGUCUUCUGCCAGUGGGGCAACAUUAGAGGUUAGCAUCCACAUUAAAUAUGAUAAAUUUAUCUUAACAUUCUAUUCUAACAUUCAAAUACACGUAAUAUUUACAAUGCACCUUUAUUGUUAAACUCCUCUAUAGCUGGAGGGUUGUCUACUUUACAAGUGCACCAGAAAUUUUGUAAUAUUGAGAUUUGUCAUCCAAAGAAAUAUCUUUUUUUGGUAAAAUAUCUGAUGCUUAUUUUAGUGAUCAUUCUCUUGUAUUCUGCUGAUUUUAUGGAAGAAGGAAAAAACUAAAAACCUGUACAGGAAGUACCAUGCAAAGAAAAAAAGGGACAGCAACUGCUGACAGAGUGGGAAAAGUUUAAAUUUGACAAGGAUUCUUGGAAGCAGGAAAUUCCAGAGGGGAUGAACGAAAGCCACCUAGAAACAGCCAUGGAGUGAUGCCUAAAAUGGCUUAUCUCCCUCAAAGCCGCCUACAGCACUGUGUUCCCUGCCCUUGCAAACAUGAAUAAUAAUAAUAAUAAUAACUUUAUUAAUCUCCUCAAAAAGGCUUUUCAGCUUAAUUUACAAUGUCAAAUAUCUAAAACUUAGUUUUCCAAAAUACCCUUAAAAAAUGCUGUUUUAUUUUUACUUUAAAUACAUCUAAAUUAGUGAUAGACUGAAACUCGUCUGGGAGACUAUUCCACAGCUUUUGGCCUCUGAAGGUAAACGCGCGCUGACCUGCAGCCAUCUUGCAGAGUGGUAUAUGUAGGCGGUCCCUAUUCUUAGUGUUGCAGUUGUGCACUUCCGAUCUGGUUUUAAACUUCUGACAAAGAUAUGGAGGUGCAAGUCCAUUUCAACAUUUGAAUACCAUGGUAGCACCCCUAACUGCAAGUUGUUUAAUAAUUGGCAGCCACUGUAACUGCUUAAGAAUAGGUGUAACAUGAUCAAAUUUCCUCGUUCCAGAAACUAUCUGGGCUGCAAACUUUUGCACUGUUUGUAACAUUGCUGAAGUUUGCUUGUCAAUGCCAGUGUCCAAUGCAUGGCCAGAAAGAGGUUGCAGUGCCCUAAAACGUAUCAAGACUAGGCUGAGGAUCACUGCCACAAAGCGGCUUUAAAUUAAGAGAAAUGUCCUAUUGUACCAACCCUCCACAAUGAUUCUUCAUUAAUUUGUGGUUCAAUUUAACAAUUCAUAGUUUUGAAGACAAGGGCAAUUUUGCUGUUUAUGAUAAAGAUUGUCAAAAUGUUUUAACUCCACGCUAGCAUGCCAGGCAUGCGAUCCACUAAAUAUCAGACAACGGUCCCACUAAAAUUUCUCAUGUCAGUGAAGGGGUGCAUACAAGAUAGCGUGAAGAGACGAUUUGGUCAAUAUUUAGAUUUUUAAAGAUACAUGGUGGAUUAUGCGUAAGUGUGCUUUAUCACGUAGCAAAAUUUUCAGUCUAAAAACUCAAAAUUUUUGACCAUACAUCACAAUAUAUUUGUGUGCAGGAAUAAUUCUUGCAAAACUUUUGCUGAGAAAAUUGUGAAUAUUGAUAUUGAAAUUUGGGUGCACUCCUGCAGCAGACUGCCACUCUAUUCUGUGGAGGACUGGUAUCUAAAUUAAGAGAAAUUGUGUCGUGUACAUGUAAUUAUAUGGAAAAGUCCAUUUGUACAGAAAAUUUAUGGCAGAUUUUGCAAAGUUUGCUGAGCCAUUUUCACGGCAAUGUAAAUUGAUCCAUUUAAUCAGAUCCGGGCUCCAUGCUGUGUGUGAUGAUAAACAUACAUAAUUAUGCAAAUGCUUGCCUUGGACAAUCAACCAAUCAAAAUCACUACCCAGUUUUCGGGCAGUGAUGUCACUGGACAACAUGAACAUCCAGUUGAUUCAGACAUUACUGAGGAAGUAAAAUUGACUCGAAGUAAUCAUCUGAAAUUCAGGGAAACACUGUAGUGUAUUCACUUUAAAAAAAUGAUUUUAUUAUUUGCUGAUGUAGGUUCGAGGCAAAAGUGCUGGAACUAUUGUAAGUAAAGUUUCAACUCCCAAGACUGUAAAAGCCACUGAGGCUCUUCCAAAGGGUUAUGAUAUCAUUGAGGAGGUCAUAACAUUACUUGGAAGGAUGGAAUGUGACAGGAUUGCUACCCAAGAAGCUUUGAUAAAAGAGAGAGAAAGAGUGCUCUUUUUACGAAAUGAGAUUGACACACUAGCAUACAAGAGAAUGUAUGAUCUUCCAUUGGCUGUGCAAAAAGGUAGGUCUAAAAAAGUUCCUCUUUCAAGAAGUUUCAACUCAGAAACUAUGUAGUCUUGUAGUAACUAGAACCAGUACGGGCACAUUUGCAAUAAGCAACUAUUCCUUAGUCUAAAUUACAGUAUAUGACCAUGGUAAAGAAGCAACCAUUGGUUUGAAAAAUGAUAAGUGUUUCUCUUUAUUUCAGUGACUAUCAUCAUGUGUCACUUGUAAAUUGAGUGGGUUUUUUUGUGUUUUAUUAUAAGAAACAAUUGUGUCUUAAAAUAAUUCCCACUACCACUGUACAAUGUUAAAGCAGAUUAGUGUCAGCAAUGGUACUCGAUAUUGAGUACUGAUAUAAUUUUGUUACGUGUACCAUCAUGUGAUUAGUGGAUUGUACAGUGUAACAACUCUUUCACUCUGUUCAUUGAUUUGACAGAACAUGAGGCAUGUGCCAUUGACAUCAAUGAACUCAGAUGGCAUUGUGCUUACCAAGGUAGAAUUGAGGCCAGGAUAAGUGAAAGAGUUCAUCAAGCAGGUACAUCACAAAGAAUUUGUUGUUGUUGUUGUUGAUGAUGAUUUUUUUUCUACUGUUAUGAAAUAUUUUAACUUGAUUUUUUCUUUAGUUGUUAGAAAAAGGCAUGCAGAGCAUAAAUGCCCACAGCUGCAUGUUAGUUCUGGUUGCCAGUCAACUUGUCUUGUCUGACAAAAUAUCCUUCGUGUUUUCUGUAUGUUUUUCACAAUUUCAACUGUUGUCUUUCCUUCAUCCGUUUUUCCUUGACAUUUUAUUUUAUACGUGUAUGUUAUAUACAUAGUACAUAUUCUAACUUGCAUUAGCCCAUUCACCCCAGGAGAUUUUGCCAAAAAUCACGCUUUGGACACUAUCAUAUUAUUAAGAGCUAAAUCUUACCACAAAGCGGUUUACAGUUCGUACACUUCACGGCCUUCUGAUCCAGAUGCAAAACCUUAGGUUGCAAAGUUCGGGCAUGCACAGAAAGCAAAAUUUUGAGAUUUUUACUUUUCUCCUCUUUUUUUGCUUUUCUUUCCUCAUUUUUUUUUUCUCUUGCUGGGCAUUUAGUAGGCUUCAUUUUGGUGGGAAAGGUUUUUAGGAAAGCUUUUAGGAUCUUAGGAUUAGAUGAAAGGAAAGGUAUGUGGGUAGUGGAACAAAAUUUUCAUGGAAAUUUUCAAGUCAAUGUUACAUGGGUUUUUGCCUUUUUCUCCAGUGUCCUUGACUUAAAUGUACCCAUUCUGGUAUGGUUUGAAAGAUCUCUUAAAUCUGCAAUAGUUAGUGGACAAAGUUGUCCUUGACCAUUAAAACUGAUGAUGUCACAAGCGGUAGAAAGGAAAUGGAUCCCUAUGGGCGGUUAUGGGCAGCUCAGGGGCGAAUGGGUUAAGGGCUGGCUUCAGAAUUCUCCUUUCCAAAAAAUGUUAAAACAAUAGUUGGUUAGGGUUCAGUUCUCAUUAUUUUAUUAGGCUGAGUUUGUUGUUCCUUUAUUAGUUAUUCUGGAAGUUGAACUCUGUGCGUGGGUUGUGAAUAUGCAUACUUUGGUCAACUAUAUUCUUUGAAGGUUCCUGAACCAAAUUACAUAAACACAACUUGGUUUUUAAUUCUUCGACUUUCUUCCCCGGCUCUGCAAUCUUAUUUUGAGUCUUGUUAUUUGUCAUGUAUUCCUCUUUCUACAGUAAAUGACUGCAGAAGCUAACUUCUGUUUGUUUGACUGCUAAACAACCUACAUGUAUGCUCUUUUCUCUCUUGCUCUAUGUAAGUCUUCUUUUAUGGCAUGUUUCCUUUUUUAAUUACCUCCUCAUGGUAAUAACUCUUGCUGUUUCCUUAUUUUGAUUUUUGUAGUGUAAUUGGUCUCAAAAUGCAUAUACUUUUUCAUUGAGUUUCUUGUUGUUUUGGCCCAAGGAAGAGACCUUAAAGUAUAUUUUGUGGUUCUUCUUUAUCUUUGGUUUAAAUUUUAUUUUCCUUUGUUUUUAGAUAUGGUAAUGUAUCAUAAUGAGUUUGAAACAUAGGAAAAUCCAACUGUAAAAUUUAAACCAAGGAUAAAAUUGAACCACAAGAUAUACAUUAUUCCAACUUGCUUGCCUUUAACCUUGCCUUUAAUCUUGAUGCUUUGCGAAUGUUUUUUUUCCUCAUGUUAUCCUACAUGUAUCUUUUUUUUAAUCCACAGUCGCAUUUUUAGUUUUUUAUUGUAAGGAAAAUGCUAAUGAAGCCCAGUAACAAGGGGAAAGAAACACUUAUCAUGGUUUGGCACAAAAUAAAAGUUUAUUCUAAGGUUAAUAUUUAUAAUUUAGGUAAGGUUCUAUGCUGUCCACAUUCCAUCUUAGUGACCAAAUUUAAUUAUCGCUAUAAUAUUGACCUCAGUGCACCACUGUUAAGCCAAAUACUUAAUGUUUAAAUUCAAUUGCCUCAAAUUUGCAUUGCAGAAGUAAGACAUGCAAAGGUUUUGCAAGAUCUCAGCAACAUACAAAAGCACUGGUAGGGUUUGAACACUUUUGUUUCUCUUUAAUUUCAUCCAAAAGUGUACUGAGAGAAAUUAUUGGUAGAAUUUGUGGAUUUCCACACUAAUUUUUGCUGAAAAAGCUGUUUCUAUUGUCACCUUGUAGCAUUGUUGUUAAUCUUGGUGGAUUUUCAGUCCUUUAGUUGAAGAGAAGCUUGAACUGGAAGGAGAAGCUAUGUCAAGCAUUCAGCAUAAACAAGAUGAAACGGAUGAAGAGCUUCGCAACACUCUUGAACGACUACAGGCUACCGAAAGAAAAACAGCUGAAGCCCAAGGCAAGGCAGCACAGGAAAGAUAUCUUAUUAAACAAGAUGUUGAUGUUGUAAGGAAUGAGCUCAAUGCUGUCAGGUAUGAUUACACUAUAGUCUUGUAUAAUAAUUAAAUCAUUUGAGUGAUUUUGUUAUUGUUACAUGGCUGAGGCCAGGAAAUGCUGACGCCAUAGUGUUGGGUACUCUCUGCCCAAGUGGAUAUCAGUUUUUGCAUGUCCCUCGUAUCACUGAAACUUUUGGAGGUGGAAUUAGAUUCUUAUUCAAAGAAUCCCUUGCUGUAAAUACUAAUGUUUGUGAGACCUUCAAAUCAUUUGAGCUGAUGGAUAUUUCCCUCAAGUUAGACUACAUUGGCUCCCUGUUUCCUAUGGUAUAAGGUUUAAAGUGCUACUGCUGACUUACAAAGCACUUAAUGAUUUAUCUCCUGAAUACAUAUCUGAGCUACUUAAUAAGCCUAAAUAUACCCGCAAUCUUAGAUCUCAGUCUCAACAUCUGCUUAGUGUUCCUAAAUCCAGAGUUGUUACCUGUGACGAUAGAGCAUUUUCUGUAUGUGCUCCUAAGCUAUGGAAUGAACUGCCUCUUCGGUUGCGCAUGUCGUCAAAUAUACAAGCAUUUAAAUCAGGACUGAAGAUAAUACUUUUUAAAAUGGCCUAUCUUUAGAUGGGCAUUUGCUUUAUUAUUUUGCGUACUAUUAUGUAUUUUCUUUUGUUUUCUAUUUUUUUGUAGUGUGUAAGAUGUAAUUAGUAAUUAUUUUUUAAUUAUAUAUAAUUGUAGGAAUUAGAAUAGUAGGAUGAAAUUGUAAAAACCAUUUUAUAGUUAUUAGAAGGUUAAAAUUGUAAAGUGCUAUGAAUAAUUAGUAUUAAUAGCGCUAUAUAAAUGAAUUAUAUUUAUUAUUAUUAUUAUCAUUAUUGUAUGUUGUUGUUGUUGUUUUUACAUGUAUAUAAGACUAUGAUUUAUGAAUACUAGUUGAGGCAGAUAUUUUGAUUGAGGGAAUAUCUAUAAAGAUAACUUUUAUUCCCUCUUUUGGUUAAUUAAUUGUGCAAACAAUUCCUGAGUUUAUAUUAAUGGUAUCUCUCCCUGAGAAUUUUCAUAAACCUUUGACAGGUUUUAGUUGGAAAUAAUAUCAUCAAUCCUUAAAGCUUCUAAUGAAGAAAAGGUUAAGCAAUGCUGCAAAUCUAACAUUAUUCAAGUGUCAAUGUGACUUAAGUUAAACAUGCAAACAGUAAUGAAGAUUCUACUGUUUUUACGUCUCCUACUUGAUCGGAGAUGGGACUACCAUUUCAACAUGGUGUUCUGAUCCUGCACAAGAAAGUGUAGGGCUAAGGCAGUCCUUCUUUCUCAGUUCUUUUAAGACCCUGACAUUCUAAAAAAUACCAAAAAGAAAAUGAAUUAAGUUUAAUUUGUAGUUUAGUUGUUGUCUGAGGUGAUGAACAUUGCAGUACACAGCUUCACGGUACAAAUGUUUUUCCCCUCUUGUAACACUUCCCAUAAGUACUGUCAGAAGAAUUAAUGAAAUAUUAUAAAUGUAAAUUUUUUGGUGAAAUAUAAUGUUUUGAUUGUGUAAUAUAUUUGGUUUUAUUUAAAAUAGUGAUGAACUGGCACAACUUCGCAUGUACUUCACAUCCAACACACAUACCAUGAAUGACAUAAGAAACACACUCAGGGAAAAUUCACAACAGCAAGUUAUUUUGGGUCAGUGCAGACUUUCAUUUUAUGCUAAAUAAUAAAGUAAAAGCAAAUUAGUGUUUUAGGUCUUUAUGUAUACUGUAUAUAUUCUUAUCAACUAAGUUGAUAAAGUAAAAAUAUUAUUCCCUUUGGGGGUCCUCACUGAUGCAGUGCCUCAGUUUCUUAGGGUCUGUUUACAUGGAGGUGGGGGACCCCAGGUAGGUGAGGUAACCUGCCUGUCCAUAUAAUCUCUGAUUUUAAUUUGAUCAUAUUAACAUGAUAGGUGGGGUGGGGUGGGGUAGCCCUGUCUGCCAAUUUCAGGGGCACCCAACGACAAUUUUCGGAAAAAUAUCUGUUCAUUUGUUAUAAAACUUCUUGCUUGCCUUAUUUUUACCAAAAAGGUCACCUAGAAUUUUCGGGAGCCUUUUUUCUGGCUGAAAUUUUCGAACAGGUAAGUUUUGAUCCCUAUAAUUUUCGGAUCACUAGACUUUCAGCUAGGAAAUCCGAACAGAUGAAAAAUUUAUAGGGGAUAAAAAUAUGCCCAUAUCCACCGUGUAAAUACUAAAACAAGUUUAACAAUGCCAUGUUUAAGUGGUUUUGAACUAUAUUCUCGUUGGGUGCCCCUGCAAUUUUACCAUUUAUCCAACAUAAGCAGCUACCUCACUUACCUGGGGUCCCCACCUCCAUGUAAACAGGCCCUUAGAAACUGUAACCGCUCUAUUCAUUGGUUGUUUUAUAAGUUAAAGUAGUAUCAAUGAUGUCAUAAAAGUUGUUUGGUUGGGUUUUGCUGAUAAUGCAUUGAAAAGUUUAGAGUGAGAACCUUAUAGACAAAUUACAUUGAUAGUUAUAUCUUGAUUCCAAUCAUAUUAUAUUCUCUGUUUUAGAGGGCAGAGAAGAAAGAAUUAAAGCCUUAGAAGCAACUCAGCAAGAUAAGGUACUUGUGUCAUUUUUGUUUCAUGGUCUCUUGUCUCAGAUAUCUUUUCAACAAUGAAUUUGUGAGACUUUUGCAUGGACUCCUGUCCCUCUAAUAGCGAAUUAUUUUUAUGAAUUGAACGUACACCUUGCUUUAUCAAUGUGGUUUAAUGCUUAAGUGAAAGAAAUUUAAGGUAAGCUGUGAUGAGCAAUAAUAAUGAGGAUAAUAAUGAUGAUCACGGGGCGGGCGGGCGGUCGGGCGGACCCACAUCUCUCCGGCUAUGUUUCCCGUUAGUCAGCUGGUUGGUGAUUGUAUUACAGGUAUUAAAACGCGUAAUGAUAAAGUCGCCAGAAGUUUCAAGUCCAUAACAAGAUUUAUCUAGUUUAAAAGGUCUUUUACUUGUAUGUACGGAGGGCAUAUGUUGUAAUUUGCCUUAUACAUCAUUAAAGACUGCAGUGCUUGACUCUUAUAAAUGUUUUUGGACACUAGGCAUUGGGCGAGCGAGUUUGAUAAAUCACUAGCCCAUGAGGACAAGCCACUGGUCCAAGAAAAAUUGAGGUUGUUCGAAACUUAAAAUUGUUAGAGGCCUGUACAAGGGGUUCAGAACUUUUAUGAUUCUUAAUCAAGUGCAGGCAGAAAUUUUCUGUUUUCUGACAAAAGGAGAGUUCGGAUUUCUUAAUAUCUCAGCGCUCAGUGGGUUAUCACGCCGAUAAGCCCAUAGAUAGUGUGGUCUAUUGCCGUUAUAAAAUAACUUGACGUUUUCUAUGAGUUUACCGGCACAAUAAACCAUAGGUUUUUAACCAAUCAGAACGCGCGUACUAUCUUAUCUUUAUUUUAUAAAGAUAUAUCAACAGAUGACAGACCCUCGGUGGCUCUCGCCCACCCAGUCCCAGGCCCCUAUUUUAUUGAGUAACAUGGAAACAAGGACGUAAGUUCAUUUCCAACAUGGCAUCCGUGCUGCGACUGGAGUCAACUGUACGAUAUGGAUAGCAAGUCCUUUGGCUUACAUUUAUACUAUAACUAUUGAUGAAGCGUUUUAGAAAAAGAACUUCUCAAGUUAUAGAGUUGUAGAAGAUUUAUUUUUUCCGCUAAACCGUGAACUGGUCUAGGGGCUAGUUGGAGCACAUUUUUACCAGCCCAGCGUGAAGUUUGACUAGUCUUGGACUAGUGGACUAGCGUUAGUGUCGAGUACUACUAGCUACUACUAGUGUUGAAAGUUUAGCUUUUCUCAAGAGUUCCUCGUAAUUAUGAACUUCUCGUGUCGCAUUAGACGGCCCUUAACGCUCUUGCGUGUAUGCGCGCCAUCUUUCUACAAUCUGAUGCCCGACAGAAUAAAAUUCCACCGUAUGACAGAACGUAAUUUGAGGCAGUAUAAAAGACAUGCAAAUGAUGAUAAUGAUAAUGAUCAAUAAUGGACUGACCAAUCUAUUGGCUUUUUCUAACAAGCGAUCUUGGCCUGUGCUUAUGUUGGUCAUUGUAUGAUCUACAGUGCAGCUGAACAUUAACACAGUGUACCGGCACUGUACGUAAGAGUGUUAACUGCAUGUUGUACCUUGAUUUUUGUGUUUCUAGGUUCAGAAACUCCGUGAGAAGAUUGUGGAACAAGAGGCCGAGCAUAUAAAACUUGUAGAGGAAAAUAACAAACUGAGAAAUGAGAAACAGAUAACUGUGAGUCAAAUCGCUGAAUUCGAGGUUCAGCAGAAUUUAGUCUUGCUCUUGACAAAAUGAUUGAAAUUCGUCAAUUACUGUUUUUUAUACGGUAUUUCUGUGAAAAGAGCUGGCGUCAAUUUUUUUCUUUUAGCAAGCAACGAUGGAAAGUGAAAAUGCCAAGUUAGAACAUGAAAUGAAGAACAUUUCAAAACGACUCAAAGAAUUAAACUCAAGAAUCAAGCAAACCAAGUCGGAAAACACUGAUAUAAACAGAAAACUGGAGCAAUGGUGAGAGUUCAUAUCAUAUUUGUUCUUUUUUAAAUAUAUCGGCUGCAACACUAUCAAAAUUGUCCUCCCCCAAAAACGAUUUUGACAGUGGCUUCUUGGGGGACGAUAAAUUAUCAAAUUUGGGCUUUUUAUUCUUUAUAGUCGCUUAUUGUAUGUUCAAUUGAGCUUGAACUACCCGCUGCACCUUGUCUUCUUCUUCUUCUUCUUCUUCUUCUUCUUCUUCUUCUUCUUCUUAGCUACCGUAUUUAUUCGAAUAAGCGCCCAACCUCGAAUUAGGCAAUACGAUGGUUCUGCCCUUAUUUGACUAUUGGGCGGUAGUUUGGGAUAGUUGUGGUCAGGUUAGUAAAUCCUGCUUCUAGACAAGCUAAGUCGCCGUGCUGCAUGUAUAAUUGCGGGCCGUGCGGUUUAGUCAGAUGAACUCUCUACCAUAUUUUGCUGACCCCAUUUGCAAGCGCGCCGUAAUUUCCUUAAAUCUAUCCUUGUCUAUAAGUGUAUCAAUGGAACAGUACCUUCUUAUCUGCUGAGUGAAUUUAGGUUCCACUCUCACUUCACAAGACGAUGUGAUCAGCUACGGCUGCCUCUGGCCAAAACCACAAAGUACCAGGGCAAUUUUCGGAUUAACGGUGCGCGUGCCUAGCUGUGCCUAGAAUUCCCUCCACUCCAAUAUUAAAGCCGUUAAAGACUUCAAUAAAUUUAAGUCCACAGCAAAACGGUAUUUCAAGUCCCAGGCAGCUAUCCCCUGAAAUUCUUCCAUUGUCGUGUGCUUACGUACUUUUAGUGUACUACUAUCUUGUCAUAAUUCCUUUGUAUUGAUUACAAAGUGGUAUUUUUAUUAAUUAGUAGUAAUUAAUUAACUGUUUUUCGCAGGACUCUGUUUAAAUUAGCUAUGCUAAAUCAGAAUCUCCUGUAUAAAUAAAUAAACUGUAAAAAAUUUUAAAAAUUAAUUAAAAACAAGUUGAAAAUCGGUUGUUUUUACAAAUAAAAUCGAGAAGAAUUCUCGAUAUUUUGUGGGCGUUUUUAAUUAAAACAAUUAUUCCACUCGCGCUUGUUGGAUAUGAGAUGACCAUAGCCAACUCGGCGCCACGCUCCUCGUUGACUAUCCAUCAUCUCAUAUCCAACGCGCACUUGUGGAAUAAUUGUCAAUUAACUAAGAUAUACACUGUAGUUUGAUAUUUAAAGAAUAUGAUCAUUUUCCUUAGAAUAUAGUCAUUUCAAAUGCAACUGAUCAGGCAUGCCGCAGUAUACCCUUGUAGUUAACCCUUAUACAGUCUAUAGCGUGGUGAUCUACAGUGAUAAUUCUCUCUUUAUUCUUCUAGUGCCAAACAAAAGGUUGCUGAUGAGAAGGCCAUUAAGCGUUCUGAGCAAGAAAUGGAGAAGAUUAAUGAGCAGAUGGAGGUUAUUGUCUUAAGUCUUAUUUUUCUAAAAAAUUGUUAUGCUCUUAUUAAGCUGUGUUGGUUUGAUGGGCAGUCUAUUGAGUUAAAGGGGUUUCGAAGCUGUUUGUUAUAGCUCAAGUGAAGAUAGGAAUAUACGUUAUUAUUCUGGCUUUGUUCUUCCAAUGAAUUAUUUGUGAAACUUUUCAACAUAAUGUCUUGUGCAAAAUGCAGGAAAAACGUCACUAAGAUGUAAAUAGGAUAGUGUUUGUUCAUUUUGUUGUUGUUUUUCAAUUUAUUAAUAAGGAAUCGAGUACUAGAAAUGUCCUUUGCAUGAUCCAAACGUAUGAACUGGCUGGAGAAGGUGUGAUUUCUCUUUAAUCUCUAUCCUCUGGUUCUGGGUCCUUUGGUUACGGCUACACUGUUAAGUAAAGUGACUCGAUUUUCACUUGACGGGCACCUCUAUAAGAUGGAUACCUCGGUAAAACGGACAUCACCUAGAGUUGGUGCCUUCAGCCUUUCUUCACUUCGGCCUUUAUUUGACUUUAGUCUCUUCUCUAUAAGACUGCGGUAAGUUGACUGCGGUAUUGCGGCCGUUAACUUUCAUUGGAUCAGUAUCGCUGCCAACAUUACCAGCAUUCAACGAAUGACACUGAUAUUGAAGAGUUUGAAUAAAUACCAACAACACCCCAAUAUCGGUGGGAGUUGUUGAAUAGUGGGCGAAGUGAAGAACUAACCAGCAAACGAAUGAAUGAAUGACUGUGUGAAGAUUAUUCAGCUCAUAAAGGAUGGUGUAAGUUCAUGUAACACAACAUUAGUGCUCAAAACAGGUCAUUUAAUUCAUGUUACUAUUUCGAGCAGUUUUCGAGCCUGUCUUUCUUGAUUAUUAGGUGUCCAAGGAGGAGACGAAAAAAGUUGAAGUGCUUCAUAGCAAUCUUGUUGAAACCCUUGUUGUAAAGAAGGAGGAGGUAAUGGGUGUUGAGGAAUCUUUAAAAACAACAGCUGAUGCACUCAAGAAACAGCUGAAGGACGAGGCACACGCUAGGACUGUACUACAGGUUAGAAAACUGUCAUCUAGACUGGUUACGUUUGGUUAGUGAAAAAUAUGUCGCUUGCGGGUACAUCGAGGGCGAUUCCGAGCUUGCAAUAUUAUUCCAUCUUGCCCGGCUAUGUAAAUUAUAGUAUCGGAGUUAAACAGGCAGAUAUAAAGAAAAAAAAAGAUGUAAAGAAAUGAGGUCUUCGUCGCCGUUUAACUGCUGUCCCACGAGCGGAUGUGGAGCAAAAAGUGCCUGAUGUUUGUCAGCGUGGCCAUGAUCACUCAUAAAAUGUGAUCCCCAUUAUUUGGAGGCAAACAGCAGGAGAAGCAGGGGUUGCACUUCCCCACUCACAACACAACGUCUACUCAGCAAAUUCUUUGUUAGAAUUCCGUAAUAUCACUAUAAUUAUUAUCAGAAGUUAAGCUGUCCGAAAUGUUUAACGUUUUUUGUUGAAUUAGGCAAGGAUCACUUCGGAUACACAAGAUCUUGCAAAGAGCCAUGUUGACUCUAAAAAGAAACGUGAGAAGGUACGUACUUUUCUGGUUAUUUGGCAGUUUUCCUUAAAAUAUUGUUACGUGUCUAUGCGUUUAAGUGUAACUGUUCUGUGCCAGUCGGAACUCAAUUAGUAAAACGGCCGUACGAAAGCUGUUCAUGAUUCAUGAGCAAACAGCACAUGGUUUUCUAAUAAAUGUGGUGUGAUGUGUGUAAACUAACUGCUUUUGUUACUUCUUGAUAUCCCUUCUGUAGGCAACCCAAAGGGCAGAUGAAAUAGUCAAGCUUGUAGAUAAUGUCCGAGAUCAGGUUUGUUGAAUGUUGUUCAGGUUGUUUGUUGCAUGUUCGUACAUACACCUUAAAUACCGUAUCAGUAAAAUCUCCCCCACUACAGAACUUAUAUAAAAUAGAUCCUACAUUUUAUGCUAGUAAAAAUAAACUUCCAAAUUCGCAAAUUGUUGAUGCUAGGAGCAUUUAUGACGUAAAGGACUUUAAAAUAAAAAAAGUGAUAUGAUUCUCAAGCAGACGUUAAGCCUUAUUUUUUUUCUUCUUCGUAUUCUUCUUUACUAUCGUCGCCUUUGUCAUCAAUUGUGCGUUAUGUUUUUUUUUAAUUAUUAUUUAUUUAUCAUUUGUUCAUUUACUCUUGGUUCUAUAAAGUUGACCCUGUUCUUUGUUGUUGGUUUUUUAUGUUAUAAUCCGUGUUUGUACUGAUUUAUUCUUUGCGGUAUGUUAACUCUCCUAGGUUUCAAAACUUGAAAAGAUUCACAACGAAAGGCAACAGGUAAAAUAGACCUAUUUUGAAACUUUAUUUUGGUGAAUGAUUUAUGAUUUAUUGACGGGCUUCGUCUGUCGGUUAAUAUAAUUGUCUUGUCCGUUUCAGACCAUUGCACAACUUGACAAGAUUUUAGAGAAAGUCGCACAACAGCACGAUGAAAUGGCGUCGAAAUUUCAGGGGGAAAUAGCAGAUUUAAAACCCAGAGAGGAGGAGUUGAAGGUUAGUUUUGUUUGGUUGUCUGUUUAACGUUCCACGAGGAAUAAUUGGCCUAAUUAAUGUCAAUGGUAUGAUAUUAAUAGUGUUAUUAAAUACAAUUGAUUACUACUAUUACUAGAAGUAACAAUAAUGAUAUUUAUAGCUACCUGUGAGCAUAAUCAACUGGAUUUUGGAUCUUUGUGAUUGCUAUGAGAAAUGAAACUUGCUAAUUGAUGUCUAUCAGAAUGGGGCUCGUCCCUACUGCGUUCCUCAAGGUACCUAAUUAGUAUCUUGGCGAUAUAUUAUCAUGAUUGAACUAUCGGUCUGACCUGAUCAGCCUCAACAAGACCGAGGUACUGUAUAUUCCUGCUGCAAACCCCACACCCGUGGAGCCAAACAUCAGCAUCGAUGACACGCCGAUGGCACCUGUCGACAGCUUCAAGUAGGCAGGAUCAUCUCAAACGACGGAUACCUGGAGGAAGAAAUUAAGUCCAGGAUCAGCAAAGCAAGCCAAGCGCUAGGGAGGCUGCGCACAAAGGUGCUCAAUCACCAUAACAUUUGCCUCUUUACGAAGCUAAAAGUCUACAGAGCUGUUAUCUUGACCUUUCUCCUGCGGUAUGGAUGCGAGACUUGGAUACUGUACCGCAGCCAUGUCAGUUCACUUCCAGACUGGGUUUGCAGAGCCACCAGCGAUGAUCCGUAGAUGAUCACACAACACGCAGUCUUCUUCGGACACGAAUGACAACCUUCGUAACGAUCUGGUUGUCCAACAGUAUGCAGGUUACGCAAAGCAUACAAAGAACUUUUAGUGACAACAAAUUUUCUUCCAAAAAGUAUACUUUUGGAGACCCAUUCUCGGACGGGAUCCUACGUGGGUCGACUUUUGGGUGAUCGCCUACAGAAGGUUGGACAGUAGUUCUAAAUAAGUAUAUCCUUAUGUUUCAUCUUUCAAGUAGCUUCUUUUUUGUAUGAAUUAUCGAUCUGGGGAGCAGGGGUGGCGCAAUAGUUAGAGCACUCGCCUUCCGCCAAUGUGGCCCCGGUUCAAAUUCCGGCGUUGACGCCGUAGGGGCUUGAGUUUGUUGUUGAUUUUCUCCUUUUUCUCCGUGUACUUCGGUUUUUCCCUUACCUCAAAAACCAAGAUUUUUAAAUUCCAAUUUGACCAGGAAAAAUGAAGACGAUAACGAAGAACCACAAUAUGGAUGCACUACCUCUAGCUUUUUCGCUGCCACGAAAAUCAUACCGGAUAGGGCUGUUCACAGACGACAAUGGUUGUAGCGGCGCGACUUCUGUAAAGGAGCGAAAGCUGCGCCGCGUUGAUCUCGAAAGUGGAGCGUCACAUAUCGGAUAGCUGGUUUUGCGCCUUUUUUGGUGCAGUGUGAACACCUAUUCGACCCAUCGCGGAAGUAAAUAAGUAGGAGCGAGGCCAGGAACCCACUGAGACGGAAGUAAAUAUUGAGGAGUGAGGACUGGAAUUAAGUACACCAAACCCUCUCGGCCAACCGUGCCGGCACGAUGUACGACAUGUGUAUGAAAUAUAGUACAUGUAUCUAUCUUUAAUUAAUAUGUUUAUAGCAGCGCGUCACUGUUUGUUCCUCUUGUGUUGUUACAGAAGGAAACCAUGGAACUUACAAAACGCCUGGAUCAUAUCACGUGGAAGUCGGAGAUGAUGGAAAAGAAAAUGGCUGACAUGGAGUCCUCGACUCAAAUGAUGAAUAAAGCUAUAGCUACAACACAGGAGUGCAUUAAUGAUCUUAAGUAAGUUCACUGUCUUUUAUCAGAUACCCAGAUGGUGCGCAGGCAAAUGAAACAAAUUUGUUGCCCAACUGGUUCUGGGAGGAGGAGGAGGGGGGGGGGGUACUCAACAAAUGUUUAUACAGGGAGGCUCCGCCCCGAGGUCCAACCCCUUACCCUUUCAUAUACCAUUUUUCACGAAAAAGGUAGCCCUUUUGUAUUCCUUCUAUUGACAAAUGAUACCGCUUUGACAUACCCUGUUAACUGCUGUAAAUGCACCGUCUUUUAAAUAGGAAUCCAUCACAAAAAUAGAACAUUUUCUCGAUUUUUUAAAGAAAAUUUCUGCACCUUUUAACCCAAAUAACAGCUGUUUUAAUACAACGUCUUUUUCAAUACCUGAAUCCAUCACAAAUCCCCUAUAGGCCAUCAUAUGGAGUAACCCCCCACCCCACCGGGAUUGGUUACCCACCAGUUUUUUUUAUUUUUUGUUAUUUUCUAGCUAGGCAUUUAAAAGGGCGGGCGGGCGGGCGAAAACACGCCACGUCGGGGGGCUUCACCAUUUGCUAAGGCUGGAAAAACUGGAGCAUACAGGUGAAACAAGUUAAUUAUCCUUCACGUAAAAUGUCAACUGAGUUUUUAUGAUGUGUUGCUUUUCAGUGACGAAAUGACAGAGUUGAAAAUACAGAUAGAAACUGGAUUCGAGACUGAGCAAGACUUAAAGAAAUCUUUGCUUCAGCUUGAAGGUAAUGAUGUCUAGCAUAUACUUCCUGAACAACGUCACAGUUUGUCCGCGUUGCCUCGAGAACUGCUGCAUCCGGGGACUACAUUACAUAAAAUACAUGUAGCUCAAACGUUCUGAAAAAUGCUAUGGGUUUAAUCCAUGUAGUUUCCACUCAACCACUUCUGGCUGCACUGAACCAGACAUGCUGUUGGUUAUUUUCCCUUUCAGAGCGAACAAGCCGUGGAAAAGAAAGUCAUGAGUUGCACAUGUGUGAAAGAAAUACAGUGUUAACAACAAAUCAAGUAAGAAAGAUGAAUGAUAUGUACCAAACACGACAUCAGCUCAGUGUUUGUAUUCGAUAUCCCUGACACACUGAGAAGUGGAUCGUAAAAAAACAAGGCGUAGCCGUGAUGUUUAACUGACGUCUUCGGCUUAGUUCAUGCGGCACCCGACGAAUUUUCCGGAAGUGACGGGUCACUUGGUUCAUACGGGACCGUUCAACAUUUUCGCUGUGUUCACACGGAACUUUAACCGGCUAGGCGUCUAAAUUUUCGUACAGUUAAGGUGGUUCCGUAUGAACGAAACAGCUUAACGCACGAAUUUUCAACUGGUCGAAAAUUCGUCUGGAUUUCGCAUGAAGCAUUGCGUCGACGGGUUGAUAUAACUUCUCAAUUAAUCAACUGCCUUCCUUAAGUGCAAUUUCAGAUUCUAGGUUGUUAAUGAUAUAUGAAAUAAAUCAUAUAUGAGCUGCGGAAAUCAAAUGAAAACGAAGAAGUGAUCGUCGCAGUGAACACAAUUUAUGCAAUUGCGUAAAGAAGCCUGAAAAAAAAAAAGAAAAAAUAUUCACGGGAACAUAUGAACCCACAACUGACCUGCUCCCAACAUCAGUGGCUUCAUAACUCAGUUGGUAGAGCAUCGCACCGGUAUUGCGAGGUCACGGGUUCAAACCCCGUUGAAGUCCGGAAAUUUUUUCAGGCUUCUUUACGCAAUUGCAUAAAUUGCGUUCACUGCGACGAUCAUAUCUUCAUUUUCAGAUUCUAGUUUAGUAACUAAAUGUUCUAUUUCAUUACGUUAGGCUGGAGUGACGACCGCCUUGAGUCAAAACAAAAAGUUGGCGGUAAUUUAUCAAAAAUUACAAAACACAUUUCUCAACAACAAAGCUGCCUUGCUGCGACUUGUUGAAAGAAGAGUUAACAACGAAGGAAGUUUGAAGGACCACAGGGAAGUAAGUUAAAUCCUUUAUUAUAAUAUCCCUUCGUUCCAAAUUUGAAAUGAAGCAAACAAAAAUAAUUAAGGACCGGAUUACUUCUCUAACCUGCAUAGGCUAGCCCUAAAAACUACUCGUUCCUCUUGAGUUUUGACGUCAUUUCUUUUCGAAAUUGUUAACGUAAUGAAAAGCACCCUGAGUGUCGCGAUGAUCAAAGCCAAAUCAAUUGCUCGACUGGCCUAUCACAGCACUCCAAGGCACCAGUCAUUCCUGAGCCAGGUCAUGUAACAUACCGCAAUCACGGAAACAUGCGUACCAGCAAAUCAUUAGCCUGCGUAGCUGGUGGGAUUGUUGUGCCCGGGUUUCUUUCUUGGCACCAGAGCCGCGAGGGAUUUGACUUGCUCCCAACUUUCACGCGACUUCAAAGCCAAAAAAAACUACACCACCAGCAUACUAAUCCCGCCAGCUACGCGGGUUUACAAUAUCAUGAUUGACCUUUGAUUGGUUGAGAAAGUGCUGGAAAAGAAUUGUAGCGGUACAAGACUAGGCUGGGUGGCAGGCGUUUGAAGGGAAAGGGAAAGUGGGAAUAAAGCACGCUUCCGAGAACACGAUAGCGACCCUUCAUGUACUCACUCUCUCCUGCGAAACGACUCUAGUGGUUUUCACAUGACGUCACUAAAAUUCAAACUAAGAAACUAUUGAUUCUUCUGAGUUUCUGAGUUUCAUGAGGUAUUACAGCACCUAAACACCUUUAUUUAAAGAGAGUUUUGGUUCGAAAGGGUUCUUCGUUUUGCGAUAGAGGACGUUUGAAUUUCUAGGCUUUUGCGUGACGCGGCAUUUAGCUGGCGGCCACAACGGCUCUUAUGUGGGUUAAAAACAUUACCAAUUUUGGGAGAUUUUGCUGUCUAAACAUUCCUUGUCUCAGAAUAAAUAUCACUUUAAUAGUUUAUGAGUUUUUCAAGCGAUGAAUUAACGCAUUAGUAGGAAAACUCAAAAACAGAUGUUUCUGUUGGUUUCCGGCGGCCAUAUUUGUGCCCCGCAAAGGGACACAAACAUGGCGUCUCCAUACAAAGCUCUCUAAAUUUGGGUAAAACGUUUUUCCUAAUAUCUCGCAUAUGAAAUAUCGCACAGACCUGAUUCUUGGCGAGGCCUUUUGCUUAUUUAUCUUCUUUUAUUUCCUAGAUUCGGGACCUUCUGUAUUGAAUGGUUUGCAAUUUUAUUUUUGAUUGCGUGACAGUGAAAACCGAGAAUUAGGAGAGACGGCUGUUUUCGCAGGCAACGCUUUUGCUUGCCGAGUGAAAAAACUUGAGAACGGUUUAAGUAAAAAACGAAGCUUUUUAUUCCCCGCGGCGUUAACGUGGCUGGUGCUUGAUAUCGGUCAACUACUUUUGAACUAAGAAGUAACUUCAUCUCUCUCUUUCUUUCUCAAUUUUUUUAGCUGUAUGUCCUGCAAGGUCGCAUGCGUGAAGCUCUCGAGUAUUUUUAUCGUCUGCGUGGCUUACAAAGCAGAGCGGACAUUGCUGACUUCGAACUGAAGUGCGUCACAAAUGGAGAUAAGUUGGUGACUUUACAGUCUGAAAUGAUGAGAGUCAUCGAACAUAUUAAUCGCUUCCUAGAAGCAAACAAUGCUGCUCAUGAUAUUAUCUCAAUGGAGGCUGCAAAGAUUGCACAAACACCGGCGACCAAUGGUACUCUUGUUUCUUAAAACAUGGCUUUGGGCAGUUUUCAAAUCAAGAAGUCCACUUUACUGUACAUAGACCUUGAGAAAAAGAUACAGUGUAAACGAAUUUAUGACCGCAGGAGAUAUUAAAACAUUUACAAACUGAUUACACCAAGAGUACAUUAGAGAGUUUUUGCUUAAUAAAGUCUUUAAGGAUCUUUACCAAAAAAAGUCUGAUGUGCUCAGCUGUUACCGCAUCUUAGCGAAGUGGUGGGGUUAACUGUUACGACCGUUACAAAUCAGUGUUUCUUCCACCCUAAACGUCCAAGUGCUUACAGGAAACAUUUUUCAUGUUUUUGAAAUUUCAUAAAACUUUAUUUUUGCCAGAGCUCGCUGGCUCGCAGAUCUAUCAAAACUCUUCUGACCCUUCCGCGGAAAGCAAAGCGCAACAGCUCAGUAAACCAGAACAAGCAUGCUUUAUCUAGCAUAAAUAUUUAGGAAAAAAGGACUCACAAAUUUUCAGCUCUGAGUAUCAGGGUAAACGUCUUUUUAAAAUACGGUAUCAUUUUUUUUGUUGUUGUUUGUUUUUUUCGAUUUUCGCCGGCGUUACUAUCACGUGGGGUGAGUAUCGGGUGCAAUUAUCGCGUGCAUGGUAUUAAUCAUGUGACAGUCACGACUCCCAGUCUGCGCCACUGGUCGCGUACUGUCUGCAUCAUGGCGUUUUGGCUUGUAGUCUUCUUGUCUUCCCUUUCCACUACGUUUGGAAAGUCCGUUCCCUUGAGAGAUUUGCCUCCAAGAUGGCCGACUGCCUAUUCGGUUUCUGGAGUUCUUCGCUUGCCUUACGCUGAAAUCGUGGAACCAUUUCAAGCCUGGUUUGACGCGCCAAAUAAAAGGAGCAGAAUAGAUUACUACGGAGGUAAAAUUAAAUGAUAGUUCUAACUUUUGAAUCAACCAAAUUACGGUGAUAUAGUGUCUAUUAUUAAAUUAAAGGUCAGUAUUUGAAGCUCAGAGCUUAUACUGAAGAAGGGCAUUUUUUCCCCUCCGUAAUAGUGUUAUAAUCGUGACACCAUUUUAUAAAAUUCUUUUAUGACAAGCUUAAGAGUGGUUGUCAGAGAAAACCGGGCAAAAUGUUAAAAAUGUCAACGGAAGGGGGUCAACAGAAUAAGUUCAUACUAACAUCAUAGAUAGGUCUGGUGGAGUAAUGGACAAAUAUACCAAACAUAGGUUCUUCACUGCUCUUGUAUUAGAGAUACGAGCAUCACUUUAUUCGACCCCCUCGGACGCCAUUUUUGUAAGCAAGUUUUCACCAUUUUCUGAAACUCACAGAACCCUCCAAAUUUAACGAGCGAAGUUUAUUUUUUUGUAUGCGAUACAACACAUCACAGAACUACUUUCUAAAACCAUAAGAUUUGUUAAGUAUCCACGGACAAGACUAACAUUUUCUUAUUUUAUCUGACCUACACUCAGUGUCUGCAAAAGAGCAAAAAAUCGGGCAUUUUUGAAUUGAUCUACAGCACACAACUAAAACGACAGAACAACUCUGACAGCCAAAUUGCAGUCUACUAUCAUCCAUGUAACCAAAACACUAAUAAUCAUUUUGGGCCAUUGAAACAGGAAGAAAUUAGAAAACUCACAUUUGUUAUAGUUUCCAAGCUUUUUCUUGUAAACAAGCCGAUCCCUUCGUGUUUGUUUUAAGACCUCUUCGUGAAUUUUCCUUCCCAUGUCGCUGUAAAGUAUGUUCAGCAGCUGAAGGACAUACCAAAAAGCUCGAAAUACUGCUCAAGUUACAUUUUGAAAGGGCAAAAAGUGCUAAACGAUAGGAUGAAACUAGAAAAUAACAAAGCGACGCCAUCUUGAAAAUUCAGCACUCAGGAGGGACUGGCACUAGUAGAUGCCUUGUCCACAAGUGAAUUACCAAACAAAUAAAAAACAAAAACAAACAAACCGGCUUAUCAGCGACCUAUUACAGUCCUAUUUCUUCUUCAAUUACUACUUUUAGUUAAAUUGUUGUCGUUUUUUUUUUCCGGCGGAGUGAUGGGGUGUGGUGAACAGGUGACCAAUUGACAGUACUUUAUUCAGUCUUCAUUUGCUCUUCAUUCACUUCAUUUUGAGUUAUCCCAUAUAAGUCUUAGCGUUUCUUUGGACUCUUUAUUGUAUCAUUUAUUUUUGCGUCAGUCUUCAAUCACCGUGCAUGUCCGAAGGUCCACUUAUCUCCUGUUCAUGAUUUCAGGAUGCACAGUUUCAUAGUCCGGAAGGCUUCGCCCGAAGGGUACCUCUUUCAGGCAUCAGGUGUAUCAAAGGGUAGCUAGGAAAUCACAAGUUGACGUAUGUGAAAGGAGAGGAAAAUCUUUCAUUAAGUAUUUUAAAGAGCCUAUUAUUAAAAUGCUUCGAAGAAACACGCCUUAUGGCAAUAUCAUUUACAUGUUAAGGUUACUCGAAAAUGACCGGAAGACCUCUUUUCUUACCGAUUUAUUCUCACGAAGCAGAUAUAAAGGGUUCAACUUUUUAAUGGAAGAUACAAGAAAGGGGUACCUUUCGUUAAAAAUAGUAUAUUUAAGGGUAAGGGACUGGACCUCGAGGCGAAGCCUCUCCGAACAAAGCUUUAUUGAGUAGCCUCCCACCCCUUCCCCACUCCCGCGGCCCUUCUCCCUAGAGCUUUUCACAAGUUGCUCGCCAACGUUUUGGCAACUUGUAGUAUUUCGAGCAACUUUUUUCGUUUCAAGCAACUUUUUGCAUAAUUUCUGAGCAAUUUCUCUUACUAGUUUUCUUGCAAUUCUGAGAUAUCUGAGCAGCUUUCAGUGCUUAAAUUGGCCUUGCUUUCAUAUUGCACAGUGUUUUAGUAGACAAUUUAUGAAUUUCCUAUGAAAAAGGAGCCAGAUCCUCAACCCUUGGGGGCAGAUGAUGGGCGCAAGAUGCAGCCAGGCUGUUAGGUCAGAGGUUUUUUGAACAAAAUUCAAAAUGGCGGACGUCGAUUCACACUUGACUGACACGAGUGUCUGAGGUGAAGAAGGUCAUUCAACAAUUUUAAUGGCUCAUACUAGAAUUUUUAGAAGAUUAAUAUUAAUAUUGAUGUGUAGUCUUUACUCAUACAUUUUUUUUAAAUUGUGGUUUACGGGCUCCUGAUGGCGGACAGAGUUAACUAACAACGCUAAUUACGCUGCAAAAUUGCACAAAUGUGUGAUUCGCGCGCGCUUUUUUUGCAACAGCGCCGUGGACAGGAUUAACAAACGAAAUGCCGUUCGAAAUUACCUCCGCAGCAGAUGAAUAAAUUCCGUUUCUGUCAUCAUUGCCUCCUCUGAAUUUAAGGCAAGACCUUGACAAUUACUCUAAAUGUGAGGACUGUGAACAUGAUUCUGCUUGUGUUAAAUCCCGUAGUGAGAGUGUUUUUGACAAAUCCAGUGACGAAGAGAUGUAGGAGAUGUCAAAACUCGAGUUAACACUCAGACCCCUUUUAAAAAUUUUUGAACUGCCAAAAACUUGCAUGGAUCCGCAUUUUUCUUUACAUGCGACUCGCGGAACCGUAAAGUUUUUGAGCUGCAAACAGUACUGCAAUCUAUGGAGAAUUUGCACGUUCCCUCUAAACGGGUUCGUCCGGACCCGUGGCGUUAAGCCCGUGUGGACCGUGGAAAGAGCAUACUGAAAAAGAAGUGAGCAGGAAAAACAAUGAGGGGAAGGGAUACGGAGUGAAGCCGUAGGAACUCCUGUUAUGGUACUUUUUAACAAAAGCUCCUUCCGAAUCCUUCCAGUAAACCAGAUUCUGGUAAGCCCUUUGAAUGGUUUAUUUUGACAGCUCUUGUCAACAGUCUAUUACCUUAUGGAAAUGCGAAUUGAUAGCGAUGAGAUCAUCAGUUAGAAGGCUUACUUUCAAACCCGGGGGGACUCCGCAUACGGUUCCGCGGAGAAGUUUUGCCUUUCAAGGGGCUCUAGUUUAAUAUACGUUACCUCGGCAUUUGAGAAAUUUAAUUUCUCGGUUUCUUUUUAAGAGUAAUUUAAAAGAGUUUUUCAAUAGUAUUCCAUAAUUCACAACUCUUUUCAGUCUUAUAAGUCAAUAAUUUUUACAGAUUUUGAUUUUUGAAUCUUAGAUUUCGUAGUGUUAUUUUAUUUUCCUCUUUCGAUUUUCUUUUUUAGUUUUUAGCUAUUUAUGAGAUAAUUACAGGACCCUUUUGAUAACAGUUCUUUUUAUUAGAACUGAUAGGUUAUCCUGUAUAAAUAUUCGCGUUAUUAUUACAGUCUCAGGUGUGUAUCGUUGGAUUCAGUAAAUUGAUGCUCGUCGGAAAUUUUGAAUUAAACCCCUAAAGGAGACCGAUCUGGGCGUGACCCAAGCUUUUUUUGAUCCCUGAAAGAGACCAUGUUAAAACACAGACAAAUGAGAAAACUAGGAUGAUAUGAAUGGAGUAAAUAAAACGAAUUAAAAAUAUACAUAUCAAAUAUAUAUUUUUAUCUUUUUUCGCGUGCAACCCUAAACGAGACCUUCACGGCUAAAUAUGAUGGCGUUUUGCCCAGAACACCCUAAAUGAGACCAAAAUCCGAAAUUUACACCCCAAAGCGAGACGACGAGCAUCCCCACCCCUUUCAAAUGCGGAGUCCCCCCCCCCCGGGCUUUCAAAAAUUACUUCGUCCGCUGUCUAGGCCGCUUUGCGGCCUAAAAUGCCCGCUCCGCACGCGGAUUUUUUUAUUUUAGGUGAUAAAAAUUAUUGCAAAUUUUACAGCAAGCAAUAUCCACUGCCCGUAGUUAGCCCGCACGCUUAGAAACUCGCGAGGUUGAUAUAUAGCAAGCCUAGCUAGCUUCCAUAAGAGCGACGUUAAGUGAUUCAUAAAGAGACAAAAUAGAUCUUUAAUAUUAUCUACAUUCGCGGGACACCUAGAGAUGAGAAGGGAAUGAAGCAAUGCCAGUUAAUCACCUAUUAACCUGCGAUCAGGCGUUCUUCUUGUUUUUUCCUUUGAAAGAAAAACAAGCUAAAUUCAACUAAAAGAAGUAAUUGAAGAAGAAAUAAGACUGGCGUAGGUCGCUGAUAAGCUGGUUUGUUUGUUUUUUUGUUUUUUAUCUUACUGGUAGCUACAGGAGCCCAUAGGCUCCUGGUAAUAGUUCGUAAUAGCCAACGUACGAUAAAGAAACUUAAUUCUUACAUGAAUCCGAGGCUUUCUGGUUACAUUUCUGUAUUAGGUUUGGUUUUCUAUGUGCUCAAGUCUCUUUUGGGAAUUACGAGACAAUUGAGUCGUGAAAACUUUGCAAUUUUUGUCCUUACGCAGCUACUAGUGCCAGUCCCUCCUGAGUGCUGAAUUUUCAAGAUGGCGUCGCUUUGUUAUUUUCUAGUUUCAUCCUAUCGUUUAGCACUUUUUGCCCUUUCAAAAUGUAACUUAGGCAGUAUUUCGAGCUUUUUGAUAUGUCCUCCAGCUGCUGAACAUACUUUACAGCGAAAUAUGAAGGAAAAUUCACGAAGAGGACUUAAAACAAACACGAAGGGAUCAGCCUGUUUACAAGAAAAAGCAUGGAAACUAUAACAAAUGUGAGUUUUCAAAUUUCUUCCUGUUUCAAUGGCCCAAAAUGAUUAUUAGUGUUUUGGUUACAUGGAUGAUAGCAGACUGCAAUUUGGCUGUCAGAGUUGUUCUGUCGUUUUAGUUGUGCGCUGUAGAUCAAUUCAAAAAUGCCCGAUUUUUUGCUCCUUUGCAGACACUGAGUUUAGGUCAGAUAAAAUAAGAAAAUGUUAGUCUUGUCCGUGGAUACUUAACAAAUCUUAUGGUUUUAGAAAGUAGUUCUGUGAUGUGUUGUAUCGCAUACAAAAAAUAAACUUCGCUCGUUAAAUUUUGAGGGUUCUGUGAGUUUCAGAAAAUGGUGAAAAUUUGCUUAUAAAAAUGGCGUCCGAGGGGGUCGAAUAAAGUGAUGCUCGUAUCUCUAAUACAAGAGCAGUGAAGAACCUAUGUUUGGUAUAUUUGUCCAUUACUCCACCAGACCUAUCUAUGAUGUUAGUAUGAACUUAUUCUGUUGACCCCCUUCCGUUGACAUUUUUAACAUUUUGCCCGGUUUUCUCUGACAACCACUCUUAAUUAUUUUUGUGUGCGUACUCUAAGAAAAAUCAUGUUCACAAACUGUCAAAACAAGUUUAUCCAUCAAAAAUGUCUUUUUCAAUCCUUCAUAUUAAAUGGCAGGGGGCCGGGAGCUGAGGGGAGUUUUGUCGAGGCGGGGGGGUCAGAGGGGAACUGCUUACCAAAAUAGAGGAAACCAAGCGUACAUUGUAUGUAACUAUUUAUUACAGUCAAACCAAGUCAAGCGUACCCCUCAAGAUUCUAUCAGUGAAUUGAUUAUUUGAAAAAUGAAGCCGUUAGUCGUCCCCGUAACUGCGUAAUGAGCAGUGAAUAUUUUACGAAAACUUCUCUGUAUUUAGUCAGAAUGGAAAUCUUUCAAUGGAUUAAGCUUCUUAGAAGACAUUUACAUCAAUUUCAGGAAAAUGGAGCUGGUAGAAAUUUCAUAACUACCUCGCGUGUGAAUUCACGGCUCAUCACAAAUACAAGAAUGCAGAGAUCAAUCUGAAAUCUACAACUAGCAACGGAUUCAACUUUUGAAUAAUAAAUUCAUUAUUGGAUUCUUGGGGGGUACGCUUGACCUGGUUUGACUGUAACCUUUGCAAGAAACAAACAAAUGAUGCUUCUGUCUUAACAGCGGUAAGCUAAUUCUAAAGUGGGCCUUCAGCAUAUUGUAAAACAAUUCCUUUAGUGGUUAUUGGGUACAGAGGUGUUUUUUCAGGAAUGAGAGGGAAGGGGAGAAAUAAGGAAACGCUUGCCUGCAAACCCUAGAUUUUGAAAAACAACUGUGUUCGUGUACGAACGCGGCUUCUGAUUGGUGUGGUGUCAGUAAUGUUGACUGAAUAGCGAUCAAUGCAUCAAUCAAACCAGGUAUGUUUUGUUGUGCAUCGCAGAUCUGGUCUGAUAAUGAUGAGAUCUCUAGUCGCAGAUUAUAAAUGCCUUUUGGACUGAUAUUUAUUUGAAUCAUGUUAGUGCAAAGGCUUAUCAGAUCUGAGCUGAAAGGAGGUUGUUUUUUCACCCCUUCAAAGAAUAAUUGGAGAUUGAGCAGUGGAGACUAGUAAAGGCUAAUUUAUUGGGAAUGGCAGCAUGCGGAUCUGACUGGAAAAAUUGGACUGUUUGUUGGAGAUAACAUAGCCCCUUUCGGUUUGCAUGCGGGCAGGCGUUUCCUCUUCUACCCCCCCCUACCUUGCAUUUGUUUUGCUCUUACUCCAACUUUUGUGGAAUAACUCAUCUGGAAACACUUGCUAUGCAGGCUGCAUGAAUUAUUGAAUGUGUACUGGAUGAGGGCCGACAGCCAAUUUCUCCCAUUAUUCUUUAAAUGUCAUCUCUACAUGACCUGCAGUGUUUUUAACCGUAGCACCAAAUUAUCUCAAAUUGCAUUUCCGGUGUAUGACAUUUGCAGACUGCAGACCGCAGACUGCAGACUGCAUGAGGCAGCAAGACUGUAAAUUGAAUGAAACCAAAAAUAUCGUAAUAAAGGUAGCAUCAUCAUCAACAUUACCUUGUUCUAAGAAGUACAUGUAAGGCCUAGAAGCGAAGUUUAUAUUUUUCACACAAAUUAACUCCGACCUGAUUCCUGAAGGAGUUGUUGGCUGAUUGAAUUAGAGCAGAAUAAUGUCUGCCAAUUUCACAAACUCGCUCAUGAAUCCGUAGCAACAGGCUAGCAAUUUAGCCUGCACCACAGAGGAAACUAAACUCUGGUUAUAUAAGUCUGUCUGUGAAACAGCGCUGGAAUCCCUAUUCUGCGGGGGGCCCACCUGUGUACUAGGAUUUGAGUAUGAGCAAUGAUUGGCCUGUUAAAAAUGCCAUUGUUGAUUUGCCUAUUUAGAAAUUCAAAAUGCACUUCCGGUAAUUCGUGAAGUCCAAGUAGGAUCUGUUCGGUUUAGAUUAUUUGGUGUAUCCUUAAAUACUACUUAGAUGAAAUACGUCAUUAAAAAGGUGUUAAAUGCCCGUGAUCUAUCCUAAAUGUUUUUGUCGACGUAACUGUAGUGAGCAUGAAGUGCUCACAAUCUAAACACUUUUUUUGACAGAAGACUACUAUUUAGACAGGCAUUAGUGAGCAUUGCUACUUGUCAUUAUCAAUUCACAAUAAUCAAAGAAGAAUGAAGAAUCAAUGGGUGAGUCAAUAAAGAGUCGCGUCGGUGAAGAAUAGCCAACAGCAUCUUGGAAAUGAGGCCAAUGUAACUUUGCGCAAAAAUAUCAAACUUGUUCCCAGGCUACUUUCUCACUUUCACACGAUGUUAUAUUUUUAAUGGUGCACCUUUAUUAGGAAGAUUUUUGGUGUCUUUUAAUUUACAAUCUGCAAUCUGUGGUCUGCAGUCUGCAGUCUGCGGUCUGCAAAUGUCAUACACCAGUGGUAGUGUUGGUAGAGUAUUGUACCUCAAUGUAUGAUAGUUUUUCUGUAGAAAAUGUAGAUAGGGGUGACAGCCUGGCUAUCAGAUGUCAGUAAGCUGAAAGGCUUUCUGUAUUCUCUUUUGCCAUUAGCCACUUAAAAUGGCUUCCUAUAUCAUCAUUGCCUCUAUAUAAGUAAGGCAAAUUUCAUGGGUGAAUUAAAAUUAAAGCAAAUGAGGAAGAAAUAUUGACUUUCUCUAGGGAUGGACAGCACAAUUCAGAGAGCUGAUGAGAAGCCGUAUGGUGUAAAUUACAGGAUAUGUCCUGAAACCACAGAAACCCAAAUGAAUGUUCGCCGCUGUUUUGCAGUCAAUGGCUCAGAGGCUGCACCCACUGCAAUACAGACAGUUUUACCUGAUCUAACUGAUUUUGAGGUACUUAAAUAUUUUUCUCUUGCUGUUUUGCUUGUUUAUCCACUGUACAGUAUAGUAAUCAACAGGCAUAAUGGUUCAAGUGUUUUCUAACAGGCCCUAGUAAGUGCUAUGCACCAGGCCCUAGUUGUUCAAUCAGUGGAUAACACUAUCCAGUAGUGGCCAUGGAUAAAUCUAUAUCCAGUGGAUAAUGCAGUAGUUUCACCAGUACAGUCAGUCCCCGUUAAUAGUGGAGCUCCACACACGUGUGAGCAGAGCCCCAUACCCAAGAAAAUUUGGUAAUCUAUCCAUCCGGUAAAUUUUGGUAAUCACAUGACCGUACAUCCAUCCACACCACAGGGCAACCAAUGUGAAAUGUCAAACUUUCUAGCUAGUGUGGGCUGCCUGUAAUCUGUGUUAACUUGAUGAUAGACAUCCAUAUUAAGGUCAAUUGACAGCUGUCAUGUGACCAGCGUCACAUGACUGUAUUGUGGGCUCAGGUGACAAGUCAUUGAGGUCACAUGUUUUUUUUAAGCUUUCUGCUGACUAGUUCUGAGCUUUUAAUAUUGAUCGCAGGCUCAAGUUUACGUUUUUCAGUCAUAUGGUUCUCCCCUAAAGUUAUAUAGAUUUGUGGAUUUCUUUGCAAUGGGUUAAAGUCCAUUGCCUGAAGUAAAUUUUAAAUGCAUAAAUGGGAGCUCCACUUUUCGCUCUGGCUAAAUCUAUUUAGCAUACAUAACUAAGUGUAUAUAACUUUGCUUCUUAUGUAACUCAAGGCCGUUGUAGGUAAAGCAAUUCCUUUAACUUAAAAUUCCUAUUUGCUAAAUGUCUGCAGUUCAGGGCCUCUUACUUUAAUAGGAUUGUCAAAUGAUGGAACUUCAGUAAGGUUGUAAGUUUGUGCCCCCGGGGGCUUGUGCUCAGAAAUUGCCCUCAAAUUCAAAAUUAUAAAACAAAGACAAACAUGUACGGUAACACAUAAACUUUUGCAUUUGCCAAAAAACGCAUACAGCAGCAUACUGUGCCACUUUUUGACUGCAAUCAUUUGGCUCUCGUAAUAGUUCACUCUUCAGUCUUUGCUUGGAUUUCCUUGGUCCAUAUAUAUAGACAAAUUAAAGUACUUGCAUGGCUGAGAUUUGGAAAGAUCUACGCCUUCAAGGCGAGUUUCAGUAAUAACUUGGUGCUAAGCUAGCCCAGUGGAUUUUGAGAUGCAUAUUUCCCUCCCAGUAUAAGCCUAGACAAUUUUGAAAUGCUAAUUUCCCUCUGUAUGUAAGUCCCUCAAAAUUAAAAAAGGGCCUUUGAAAAAUAUAUAAGCCCUGGGUCUAAUAUUUUCGGAAUUUUACAAUAAUUCUUUUGAGAUCACUUCGUGUAACAAUAUCUUUGUCCUCAAUCUCAUGGAGUAGUGACUUUGUGAAUAUUUACCCCAUUUUCUUUGUAGUUUGCUGGCUACAAGUCAUGUGGAACAAGCAACUGUUCUUUGUGGAUCUACAGAAAAACUGAGGGGUACAAGGAAAACACAUACACCAUGUACACAACACCUACAACCAAUCCUGUAAAGCCUGUUCAUUAUGAAAUGCUUGGAUAUGACACCCUUCUGGGCUCUCACUAUGAUAAAUAUGAAAUGGACUUUGUAGAUUACUCUGAUGAAAUGCCACCUCCUGAUGUAUUUGAUGUCCCUGAAGGUAUGGAAUAUUGUUAUUUUUUGCUGCCAGUGCACAAAUAAUUGUAGAAGAAAGAUGAUACUUUUCCAUUUUAGGUGGUGGGUUAGGGUGGCUUUAAAGAGGAAAGUGGCAACAGGGACUAAUAUUAACCCUAUUCACUGUUCAACUUUCCAUGUAAAAUAUCUCCAUGGAAUUCGAUGUGCUAAUCCUCCGUGGAAUUCCAUGGAGUAUUUGUGGAGGUAUUUUACAUGGGUUACCAUGGUGGUCAGUUUCCAGUGGAUAAGGCUUUUGCAAAUUCUGCUUUUUACAAACUUUGACUCAUGAAAGAGCUUUUUAGAUUUGCCUCAGAAACAGCAGUUAAAGUCAUCAAGUUGCAAACAAAGCUGUUGAUAGUUUUGUAUUUUCAGUUUGUAUCAAUAAUAGUGUUAUUCAGGUAGCAAAGCUUGAAGCUUAAAAGUUUGUCUGAUUUAAAGGUUAGUUAGAAGUAUAGAAACCCAUCUUCUUGAAGCCUGUGACUAGGUUGACGUCAGUGAUCUCAUGUCUCUAUAAGGCAUUCACUGACACUUUCCAACAGUUGACUUGCCAUACUGGCAAAAAGCAAUUUACGAUGCCUUCAUGCUUUUUGAAGUUUGAGAGAGUCACUGUUCUGCCAUUCUGUUACUUGUGUGUAUUUUUGCUUUAUACAUACCCCUCGCCAGCUCAGCUGAGGUGGCAGGGUGAUGAAUUCAGUUUUGAAGUACUGUCAUAACCUUAAUAUUAUUAUUCAUUCAAAAGAUUUCUCCAUUUCUGAUUGGCUAAAAGCACACGCAUAAUUCAUCAUAAAGAGCUACUGUUGACCAAAUUUGGAAAGAAGUUUGUUGUAUUGAACCGGUGAUGUCUAAAGUGCAGCCAAAAAUGUAGAUUAUUGAACCGUUAACCCAGAAAACCUGGGACAAGGUUAAGUUGUUUUGGUAGUGAGAACAAAAUGGCUGAACAGUCAGCCAAACAUUUUACUCAUUUCAUGGUGAAGUGCUGUCUAAAAUCAUAGCAAGAACAGCAAGAAGACACCUUGACGAACAUCUGCUAUUCGGAGUAUAUUUGCAGACCUGAACAGACCUUAAUUUAUCUCCUAAAGUUGCCAAUAAAGAUGCGCUAUCCACAUGAACUUAACAUCGACCAAGGUAGGCACAUUUAAGCUUGUUUUUAAACUUGGAAUUAUUUUGAAUGAAUAAUAAAACAAUUAUUGAAUUUGGCUUUCGUAGGAUAUGAAGAAUUCUGCAGAUCUUGGCGGGUGUUAUCCACCUUGCAGAAUUCUUCAUAUCCUACUCAGGCUCAUUCAAUAAUUGCUAAAUAUUUCUCAGUCAAUAACUUAAAGAUUAUACCCUUAUUUAUUUAUUUAUUUAUUUAUUUAUUUUAUUUAUUUUAUUUUAGGAAUGACAUGCACAGGUUUCCCUGGUCCUGGAUCUAUGUCAAGCCUGUUAGCUAAUCCCAUGCAAGAAUUCAUUGAGCCCAAUGGCCAGGAGAGAGUCCAUGAAAUGUUUGAACACUUCCUGCUUAAGUUUCCCAAAAGAUAUGCCAACACAGUGGAUAGGAAAGAGCACAACCAGCGCAGAGACAUCUUCAGGCAAAACUUGAGGUAACUAAAAAUUAACAGAAUGCUGUUAAAAAAGCGUUAAGUCUUGCUUGCUUGGAGACUAGAUAAGAACUGAGGAGGCGAUUAAUUCUACAGUUAACAGGAUUUCCUUGAUGAAAGUUUUUCACUUCCUAUUUGUCUGAACAAGGAUAGAUUUGACUCCUCAGUUGGCAAUAAAUUAAGUCUGUAUAAUGACGUGAAAAACGAAGUCAUAUUUGAACCUUAUCUUGAUUUAAAAAAUAACGUUAAGACAAGAGUGGCAGAAACCAAAAUGCGAAUUUCUUGCCACUUGCUACCUAUUGAAUCUGGGCGCUACAAGAAGAUACCCACAGUUUAGAGGCUUUGCCCCCUUUGUAAUAGAUCCGAAACUGGUGAUGAAUUCCAUUGGUGAUGAAAUGUACCCACUCAUCUCUUUCUCGUAUAAGGGGCAUCUUCUUGGAGAGCCUCGAUAAACAGUAAUUUUACGAAUAUGUCUUGCAAGGUACCAUUUUUAUAUAUCAUGUCUAUGUGCGAUGGAAACAUCAUAAAUCUCAGUGCCUCUUAUAUUGAAAAUAUUCUAAAUUGUUAUGCAUCCGAACUCUAAUUAAACUUUCUUACCAUACGAGUAGCGUAGAAGCCGUACAUAGCCAAGUAAUUUUUUCUUUUAUGAUAAUAUUCAAUUGUUCCUGUCUUUCUUACUUAACUUUUAUUUUACUUUUUUCAUUUGUUAUUGUUUUGGUGCUGAAAUCUUCAUGUCGAAGAUAAAGUCAAUAAAGUUGUUGUUGUAGUAUUCUUCACAAUAUUUACUUUUCAUAUUGGAUUCAACGAUUAUUGAGAAUGCGUGUAUAAAUACAUGAAAAUCAAUUCAAGAAAAAUAGCGUCAUUGCCAGAGACAAAAAACGUGAUGAGCAUCGCGCCUCCAGGGCUGUCAUUAAGUUUUUCAGCAGCCAUAGCAACUGAAGAUUUAAGUGUAACAUCUCACAAAAAUUUUUAGUGCCACCUUUAGCUUUCCACUUUGAUCACUCUUAACAUCAAGUGAGCUCAGCCAUGACAGGUGUUACGGGUUACGGCCCUUAAUGACACCUCUGGCAUCAUUUCAAUAAUUGGCGAAAAUGAACCGCACGCUCAUCACAUUAAGAUGCAUUUGCAUACAAUGAAAGUUCAACAUCUUUCUCAUCAAUCUUUUGUAAGCUUUGCAUGCCACUGUGACAUGUUGGGAUUCUUAUCCCCAGUUUCCACGGUCUUCACAGUAACACCUGGGACCACAAACCCCUUUUGGCAUGCACACACGAAAAAAAAAAAAAAGAAAAGAAACAUUUGUCUCACAAGGCCAAUAAACCCAGCAAAAAUUGUGGGCUAGAAUGAUGUUACUAUUUUACCAGUAAUUCAUUUGUAAAAAAAAUUCCAAAUGCCGAACUUUAGAAUAGAGUUUAACACCUUAUGUCAAAUUAUUGUGACUAGUUUGGUUGGCCUGGUAUAAGUUUGUGUCAUCUUCAGGCAGUUUUUUCAGAAGGAAACUCAGGUAAGUAAUUUUUGGUGCAGAGCGGUAACCAUGGUUUUUUUUCCUUCCAGGUUCAUUAACUCUCACAAUCGAAAGCAUGUUAGUUUCCAAGUUGGUGUCAAUCAUUUAGCAGACAGGUCACCUGAGGAGCUUGCAGUGCUAAGGGGACGUACACAUACCAGUGCUUAUAAUGGUGGACUUCCUUUCAAUCCAGACCUGUCAACGUUAAAAGAUGUUCCAGACAGUAUGGAUUGGCGACUUUAUGGUAAUAAAAUGUCAAGCCAGUACUGCACAGACAUCCCAUAUUUAAACCUAAAGCAAAGUAAAUAGGUGACAUUUACAUGCGUGUUGAAACCCGAGUUCUACACAUCCAAACAUAAACUGAUUCAAUAAAAAAUAGGGAAGCUGAGUAAUAAGCCCCGCCCUAUAGUUCUACCUCUGGCUAACACUAGCUACCAUGUCAGGAUUUAUGAUGUUCAAGCACUAAAGCUGUCCUUAAAAAUUCCAAAAAAUGCUCACAAUAUUAAUUUUUAUCACAGUUGGGUUGUUUUUUAUUCAAGUCAAAAGGAUUUUGUUAUGACAAGUAGUAAUGUUUAAUUUGUUUGGUUGACUGUUCAGGCGCAGUGACACCUGUAAAGGACCAAGCUGUUUGUGGUUCAUGUUGGAGUUUCGGUGCAACAGGAGCAAUUGAAGGUGCUCUGUUUCUUAAGGUGUGUGAUUUGUAGCAAUAGUCAGUAAAAAUAAUGACUAAUCAUCCUAAGUGAUAAAAAAUGCAAAUUGCACAGUAUUACUAACAUGAACGUUCUUACAGCGGAGUAAGUCUCGCUUGCUUGGAGAUUAGAUCGAGAAAUGAGGAGAAGAUUAAUUCUACACGAAACGGGAUUUACUCGCUAAAGGUUUUUAACUUCCUACUUUAUCGACGGUCGAGUAUUCUUCAGGAUAUUUACUUUUUAUCUGUUUCUGAAUUGAUAGCGACGACCGGAAAUACGUCCGCGGUCUCAGGCUGUACACGUGUAUAAAUACACGAAAAUUCAAGGGCCUCGAUGCCAGAGAAAGUACAUCAUUGCCAGAUUUCAAAAAAGUGAUUUAUAUGGCACGUCAUUUCUCACACCGAGAACUAGGUGACUGAUUGCAUGACUAAAACAGUUUUAUAUGUCAUAGUUAGAGCAUUUUUAAGCCAAUAAUAAGUAUAUGUAUAUAGUAUAUACGAUAUAUUAUCGUAGCUAUGUCUUAAUUUAAUUUUAUUCCUAUUUUCCCAUUUAUUAUUAACAAUUAGAUUUGUAAAUUAGUAUUUUUCUCCUUCUUCUUUCUUUGUUCCAUUUUGUAAAUUAAAUCGGAAGAGCCACGUAGUGGAGAUUUAAUAAAGAUACUGUACUGUACUGUACUAUUUCAAUCAUCGCCGAAAAUAAACUGCAUGCUCAUCACAAGACCCUGUUUGCAUACAGUGAAAGUUUACAAAACCCGACUAUGCCAGUUUUGCCAAUUAAGAUUCCUAUUUUUUUUUCGACCGCGGUAGUGCUCACUUGUUCCAAAGUAAUCAACGCUUUCAAGCGGUAGAAUUUGUGGACCGACCAGUUCUGGAAAAACUCUAAAUUUAAUCUUUCGUGAGCUUUCUUCGCAAAACUUGCGUGGCUUCGGUCACGCAACGAUUCCUAUUCCCCGUUUCCUUGGUCUCCGCCCCGGGGUCUCCGCUAGGAACGCCUGGGACCCCAACCCCCCUAGCCUAUGAACAGGCUCUCUGUUUGGGGGAAAAAAUAGCGGGGAAAGGGAAGGGAAAGGGGGAGCUCGACCAAAGGCCUGUUCACAGACUACAACCGCCCUUUUGUGUCCUAAAUACGAAGAAGAAUUGUGAGUCUCGCUCCUUACGCUACUAAAAAGCGAGACUAAUUAAAGGUGGAGAAGGGUUGGAAUAUUUACAAGGGAGUCAGUCUUUGAAAUUAAGAACACCUGGGUGUAGAUCUUGGGCUUCAUGUUAAUUUGUUAAAUACCUCUGUAGUUUUGAACUGUCCACUUCAUUCGGUUAUUGGUUUGUCCGUCCAUCCGUUUGGUACCGCAGCACUAACUGCAAGGUUGAUUCAAAUCCCAUCCAAGCAAAGGGUGUUUUCCACUUUCUUACCAUUAGUGGUUAGAAUGUAUUUUGUAAGUGCACCUCUCUUUCCUCGUGAUUGUUUUAUUUUCACAGACAAAGAAGCUUGUCAGACUUUCUCAACAAAAUUUGAUCGAUUGCUCGUGGGGUUUUGGCAACAAUGGAUGCGAUGGUGGAGAGGAGUUUCGUUCGUAUCAGUGGGUAAUGAAACAUGGCGGAAUAUCUACGGAGGCAAGCUACGGACAGUACUUGGCUCAGGUAACUGAUAACUGUGGAAUUUCUGUUUGGUAACCUGAAGCGCUCAGCAUGCUGCUAACUUUUCUAGACAAGCCUGCAAGAUGGAGACAAUUCUCGAUCCAGCUAGAGUUAAAAGGGUUUUUUGGAAACCGCCUUUGUACAGUUAAAUUGUUAUCCUUUAAUAAUGAACGAUGCUGAGUGUGUGUGAGCCAAAUAAUAUGUGCAGCAUUUAUGUGCCUGCAAGUACCGAAACCUAAAACGACUCGUUAUGGCAAGAACUCAGUAAAGUACUUGGCGGCUAUUACUUGGAACAAGAUUUCUGAUACCUUAAGAUUCCUGAGUACAUUGUCAGCUUUUAAAAAAGCAGUCCGACAGAAAAAGUUCAAGCUAAUUCUAUAUAAUAUCUAUGUUCUAUUAAGUAAUUGGACUUUUUAUUGUGAAUAGCUAUGUCACGUAAUUUUAGGCUUAAUACUGUAAAUAAGUUUUUGGAUUUCCCUUUCUUUCUCUAUUAUUUUAUUAUUUUUUUUCUCGGCUUAUUAGCAUAUUUUUGCUAGAGGUCUAACCAACCUCAUCAAACCCGAGAUUAAAUAAAGCUUCGUUCAUUCAUUCAUUCUUCAACUGUAGUCUUAUUUCUUGGUGUCUAGGAUGGUCUGUGUCAUAAGGGCGACAUUGGCGCCCAGUUAUCAGGGUAUGUGAACGUUACAUCUGGAGACCUUAACGCACUCAAGGUGGCUAUUGCUCAGACUGGUCCAGUAGCUGUGGGAAUUGAUGCCUCACACAGGUCCUUUACUUUCUAUUCCUUUGGAGUAUACUAUGAGCCUCAGUGUGGUACGUGAAAAAACACACUAACAACGAAAGUUAGAAAUAUCGUAGCAACCUAAGCUUGAAGCGUAACGUAACUUCGUUUUUAAUAACUCAGUCGCUUUUUCGUGUUGCGAAGAUCCUCAUAGCGGAGCUCUCUCGCGCCCAGCGGAGCACCAUAGUCAGGUGACCGUACGUCCGGCCGCGCGUCCGGCCGCAGGUAUACAGAUGUAAAAUAACUCAAUCAACAGGUAUGGCAACCCAAAUGCAACUCGUGGUUUUUUGGAGGGAAAUCACAUGGCCACCCUCGUCUUGUGAAGCAGAGACAAUAGAGAGGAGAAGUCGUUACGUCACGUUGCCAUGGUAGCAAAAUUUCUGGAUGACAACAAACCAAAACGUCACCUAAAAAGUGGAUUCGCACUGUUUCAAACUUUAUCGAUCCUAUUUAAUUUCAUUUAAUUUGUUAAAUGUUGGCGACUUUUUCUGGGUUAAAUCCGAAAGGACCGUAUCUAAGUUUAAGAUUUUUGUGUAGUGUUCACCUACUCCAUAAAGCGGGCGCGUGAAAUUUGAAAGUUUCGUAUCGCAGUCGUGGAACAACGGCUAAGAAUUGUACAAAAAAGCGUGAUGCACGUGCAAAGUUCUUUUUUUUUUUGCCAAUCUGAACCUAUUGUUUUUUUUUCUGUUCGCCGUCUCCGUUGCAAAACUCCCUAAUUUUGUGUUGCAGAAAUUUUGUUACCACGGUAACGUGACGUCACACUUCUCUCUAUUAAAGAGUCAAUAAAAACAAAACGGAAAGCGGAAAUUGUUUCCAUAUCCGUGGUGUCUGAAGUAUUAAAGGUGAUGUUACACGGGACGAUUCGCAACGACGAUUUUUAGCGCAACACAACGUUGUAAUGUUGGAACAAUGUUGUAACUAUUCGAAAAAAUGUUGCAACGCUGUGUUGCGCUAAAAAUCGUCGUUGCGAAUCGUUUCGUGUAACAUCACUUUUAUGUUAAUUGUCAUGAUCACGAAUUUGGAAUGUAGAGAAAGGGAAUGACAGAGAAAACGAGAAAGUAGGCGACAGGCUAGCGAAGCUCAACGAGAAAAAGAGCGACAGAGAGCUACAACGAGAGAGAAAAACAAAGGAGACGAAUAUCUUUGGAAGAAAAACAGAGAAAUUAUAUAGCGGUGAAAAAAAAAAAGGCGAACAGGAACACAAGCAGCAAAUGUUUUUUGUGAGCACAUGCGACAUUUUCUCCAUAAAAUGUUUAACUCGGAAGUUUCACAUUGCAACAACAACGGCAAAGAAAUGUGAAAAAGAAAGUGUGCAGCACGUGCAAAGUUGUUGUUUUUUUCUUGAUAAUUAGACCUUUUUGAUUUCUUUUUUUUUUUUUUAUGCCGUUCUCGUUUCCGUAGCCGUUUAGCAUCACACGAUUGUAUUGCCGGCAUCAUCUAUUACGCGGCAGCCUAAUAGAGCCGUGCGCGAUUGUUCCAGGGACAGAAAAAAUCUCGAAUCGAUGUAACGUAGAGUAAUGUAAGGCAACCAUAACCAUUUUGAAGUUUGACCACUAAAUUUUACGCAAAAUGACUUGUGCGCAACUUCGGACAAAAACACGAACUUCAAUAUCUCGAAAAAUUUGCUGUGUAAGGUUGGGAUUUCAAAUUCUUUAUGCAGUAGAACAGUUUAGUUCACUAUUUUCAAAAGACAAAUACACCAAACCUAUGAUUCGCCUUCCCCGCGCAUGUCGUGGGAGAUCUGCCGUGCAGAUCCCAGCUAACAGCUGGCACUUAAAGGACUUGCCUCGGCGAAAAGGGUCUUUUAUACCCUAACCCUAACCCUGGGGGCGUCUGAAAAACAAAAAAAAAACACAGGUUUUCCCCGGUCACUGACCGACGGUUAUGUCAUGCUGAUGCGAAACAGCUAUCCAUGGCUGCCACUGCCCGCGUGAUAUGGCUGUGCGCGUGCGUGAGGUAAUUGACCUCCAGAAAAUACCAUAACAUACCAUAAUACUCUUUCCUUGUCAUCCCAAAAUUUUGCAUAAGCAUUGUUUUCAGUUUCUCUUGGGGCCUUUUCAACUCCCAUGCAAAAUUUUGGGCUGUCAAACAAAGAUUACUAUGGUAUGUUAUGGUAUUUGGUAUUUUCUGGAGUGGUCAAUGGCUGUGGGUUGGUGUAUGUGUGCACCUUGCUUUAAUUUACUGGUAACUCGUGAUCCACCUUCCCCGCGCAUGUCGUGGUAGAACUGCUGUGCGGUUCCCAGCCAACAGCUCCGACAUGUGUCGUGUGGAGCUGGCGCUUCAUAGACUGCUUUGCACUCACGUCGGCAAUAGGGUGUUUUUGAGACGCGGGUUUUCCCCAUUCAUUAAUCCAACGGCUUUGCCACGCUGGUGGGCCCCAAUAAGGGCGAAACAGCUGUCUACGACUGCCUCCCCCUGCGUGAUAUGGCUGUGCGCAUGCGUGAGGUACUGGCCCGGCCUGGUGUAUGUGUCCCCCUCUUUUACGUUUGCACUAUUUUCAAUGCAAUCGAAUUAAGUUCAAUGAAUUACUGUAUUUCAUGACAUUUCUAAACAAAUUCAACAGCGCGCGAGUAUAGGUAAAAUCUUUGCUCGUUGACACUUAGCGAUAGCUAUAACUAGUAUAAGUAUAUUAACAAGAGCUUCGCUUUUAGCCCUAAUACAUUACGUUUAAAACUAUUUACAUUCCUUGAGUCUUUGAUCGUCUGACUGAGGGAGUUAAAAUCGGAAACGGCAUGAUAUUGUGUUCUUUGCUUCCCCCAAUUUCUUUUGACACGUGGUAAUCUAAAAUUGCCUUUGUUACGUGUAUUAUGCCGAUGAAGUACGUCUUGUCUAAUCAAGUCCAUAUCGUGAUUAAUCAGGCCAUUGAUGCAUUUGUAUACGUGUACACACCUUCUUUAAAAUCGCCUUUUCUCUAGAGGCAGCCACUUGAGAACGGCUAAUGCCUCAGUGGAGGAUGAGUACAAUGGUCUAUUUAAAAUAACUUUAGCGGCCUUAUUUUGCAAAACUUGCAAACUAGACAUAAGGGUAAUAUUAUGUUUAUCGCCCCAUACUAGAUCAGCAUAUUCAAAAAGGGGUAAAACAAGACUUUUAUAGAAAAGUAGAUGCGCCUUGAAAGGCAAUAAAUGCUUUAUACGCUUGAGAAGCCCAAGCCUCUGAUUGAUUUUCCCAGUUAGGUGUUCAAUAUGAUCAGUCCAUGUGAAAUCCGAAGAUACAUGAAUACCGAGGUAUUUAAAGCUGCGAACAUUACUUAUACUAUGAUCUAAAAUUGAAACAGCCCUGGCUAAAUCUAUAUUAUUAUAUGUUAAAAUGAAAAUUAUCUCGUCGUGGUCUCUGAGAUAGUAACUAAACUCCCUCCCAUAAUUUUAAGGGACAAAGUAAUGUCACUGACCGCUUAAAAAGUGACUCUUCAGUUUUCAAUUCGCCUCUUUCUUUCCGUGUAGGAAAUAAGCCUGAUGAUCUAGAUCAUGCGGUACUGGCUGUUGGUUAUGGAACAAUGAAGGGACAGGCGUACUGGCUAAUCAAGAAUUCCUGGUCCACCCACUGGGGAAAUGAUGGCUAUGUCCUCAUGUCACAGAAAGAUAACAACUGUGGGGUUGCUACUGACGCAACCUUUGUUCACCUACAAUAGCUCUCGAAGCUCUUACCAACCUACUUAUUUUGACGUCCUUCAACACUUAACGAUUAGAAAAGGGAAGGGAUAAAACUAAGUUUCCACUUACUUGCGAAGCAAAAUAUAGAUUUUUAUAUUCGAACAGAUAAAAGGCACUGUGGUGCUUCGUCGGCACAGCAAUGAUGUAUAGUUAAUAUAAACUGAGGUGACCACCGUAAAAAAAAUCAAAAUUUUAAUUCAAA